CCCUAAUUGGAAUUAUAAAAAUUGUUGUUGUGCAUUCUUGAAAAGCAUUGUUGCAUCACAAACGAUUCCAAAAAUUGAACAUACCGUUGUAAUAACUUUAGACAAAACUAGAUUCGAUUUGCAUGUGCCAUUAUCACUCGAUGAACGCGAGAACCAAGUCAACAUUAAUAGUAAUCAUAGCAUUGGAUCUAGUAAAAUUUUUAAAAAAUCAUCGAUACCAACUAUUCCAACCAUUAAAACCAACACUAUCAAAUAUUCACCUACGGAUGACUCUCCGAAAAAACCACGACAACGAUUAACACGUUCACAAAGUUUUAAAGAAUUAAAUUCUCAGAAUAGUGAUACUUUAUCACAAACAAGUAGUAAUAGUAGUGGUGGAAAAAAAUCAAAAAUUUCACCCCACAUAAUUCCAACAGAGAAACUAGACUUUUCUAAUGUCAGACCACGUGUAGGUUCAUUGGAUAACGCAAAAUACAUACCAAAACCAAGUGAAAUAAAAAUCUUUUCAGAAAGACCAAACUUAUCCAAAAUUGGUUCAAGAAUAGGUUCAUUAGAAAAUAUUGACCAUAUUCCUAAAGGAGGUGACAAGAAAAUUCAAACAGUUAAAAUCGAUUUUUCCGAAGUAAGUCCACGAGUUGGCUCAUUAGAUAACAUUAACCAUAUUCCGAAAGGAGGUAAUAAGAAAAUUCAAACAGUUAAAAUCGAUUUUUCCGAAGUAAGUCCACGAGUCGGUUCAUUAGAUAACAUUAAUCAUACACCACAAGGUGGAGAUAAGAAAAUUGAAUCGAUUAAAUACGACUUCUCCAAUGUUUCUCCUCGAGUUGGAUCAUUAGAUAACAUUAAUCAUACACCACAAGGUGGAGAUAAGAAAAUUACAUCAGUCAAAGUAGAUUUUACUAAAGUUCAUUCACGAGUUGGAUCGUUAGAUAACAUAAAUCAUACACCAAAAGGUGGCAACGUUAAAAUAUUUUCUGAAAAACCAAGUUUCAAUCACGUGCAACCACGUGUCGGUUCUCUAGAUAAUAUUGAUCAUGUUCCUGGCGGUGGAGAAAAAUAUGUUCCACUUAAAAUAGCUCCAAAGGUGCCAUUGUCAGCUAUUAAAUCUAAAAUUGGUUCUCUUGAUAACAUUCAACAUACUCCUGGUGGAGGUGACAUCAAGAUAUUUUCACGAAAAUUGAAUUUCCGUGAUGUUUCUCAAAAAAUUUGUGCGAGAACCAAUAAAUCUAAUAGAUCCAAUAGUAAUAUUAGUAAUGAAGGUUCAGUUGAAAAUGAUGAUAAUUAUCGAUCUGAAAUCGUAUAUAGCCCUGUUUCUUCACUUGCUUUGGAUGAAUCUCUUGAAGUUAAUAGCCCACCAUCUGACCCUCUUUCGGACUCCAAUACACCUUUAACCAAAGUUUUACCACCUAUUAUUGAAAAUAUACAUACUGAAGAGAUUAACGAAGAGAUUAAUGAAGAUGAUUAUAAUGAUGAACCUGGAUAUCAUCAAAUAUUGGAAUCAGCAAAACAAUUUGAUGAACCUUACGAAGAUGAUGAUGAUGAUAAACCAGAUGAAAUAUUACAAAAUUCUCAACUUAACGACACAGAUUUGGAUUUUGCAGUUAAUAUUCAAAGAAAGACGUUACUUUUAGCCACAGAAGCUAAUCUAUCAAAAGUUGAAAUACCAUCUGAUAAUCCGGAAUCGCCUGCGAAUCCAGAGUUGACUAUUGAUGAGAAACGAGAUUAUGAUGCAUCUUGGCUAUAA
Scutellospora calospora is the source of this 1741-nucleotide messenger RNA. NCBI's taxonomy places the organism in Eukaryota, Fungi, Glomeromycota, Glomeromycetes, Diversisporales, Gigasporaceae. The record is from the annotation of a GenBank genome assembly.